Entrophospora sp. SA101 is the source of this 885-nucleotide messenger RNA. The record is from the annotation of a GenBank genome assembly. Lineage: Eukaryota; Fungi; Glomeromycota; Glomeromycetes; Entrophosporales; Entrophosporaceae.
AUGAAUAGGAACUUGAUUGAUAAUAAUAGUAUUGUUGUCAAUGAUGUAGAUAAUAGUGAUGUUAAUAGCAACUAUAGUAGCAGUAGUAUUAGCAGUAGUAUGUAUAAUAACAUCAACAAUAAUCUAAAUAUUAGUGAUAAUAAAUCCAUUGGAAGGCCUGGAUCUUCUGUAUGGAAUCACUUUACAAAAGGCGAAGGAAAAAGUAAAGGAAAGCAUACAGCUACAUGUUUAUUUUGUAAUAAAUAUUAUCCAAGAGGUACUCCAAAUGAAUUAGAGUCUCAUUUAGUAACUACAUGUAUUCAAGUUCCUUCUUCACUAAAAGAACAUUAUUUAAGAGUUAUAUCAAACAAAGAUUGUGAUUCAAGUGAUAAGAAAAGAAAAAUAGAGUCAAAUCAACGUAAAUUAACACAAUAUCAUAAAUAUUUAAAUCAUGAUAAAAUACGUGAAUUGAUGUUGUUUGCAAUUGAAUUGUGGGCAGAUAUGGGUCAUGGAAAACAAACUUCAACAAGGCUUGUAAGUCAAAUACAUUUAUAUCGUGAAAAAAAACCACCCUAUGACCUUCCAUAUGAUAAUGCAAUUUCAUCAUAUACAUGGUGGAAUUUACUAUCAAAAUCAGGUGCUGAAAAAUUAUUAGAAAAUGAAGAUAAUGAAGAAAUUGAGAUUGGAAAUGAUGAAAAUAAUGAAGAAAUCGAAGUUGAUGAUGUUGAAAGUAAUGAAGAUGCUGCAAUUAACAACCAAACAAGAUUAUUAAUUGAAGACUAUAUUAAUAUUGAUAUAAAUUUAUUUAAUUCCGAGAUUAAUAGUAGUGUAAACCAAUUUAUUGAUGAACAGGAAAUAAUUGAUGAUGAUUUAGAUUUUGAUCCAUCAAGCAUACUUGAUAUUUGA